Molecule: messenger RNA, 2371 nt
Organism: Labeo rohita (rohu)
Lineage: Eukaryota; Metazoa; Chordata; Actinopteri; Cypriniformes; Cyprinidae
Gene: stxbp6
Product: syntaxin binding protein 6 (amisyn)
Exons: 6
Coding region: 311-943 (210 amino acids)
Source: RefSeq, a predicted model, not a curated record
GCAGGUAAAAGCGUCGUGUGAGUGUGAUCGCGCGUUUAAUGCGAGUCCAGUAAGAACUGCAGCGCGUCUGCUCCACGUCACUCACAUUUCCACGCAGCGAAGCAGCUGCGGUUUGUGCUGUCGAGGCAGUGCACACUACAGAGUAAACACUGGACGAACACUAAUCACUGCAGUCUGACAGAAAAAGCGCGGGUUCAAACUUGACACGUUUGCAGAUGGAAAAAGCAGCGAGGACGGGAGAAUAACGCUGAACGCACAGUGAAAGUGUUAAGAGACCCCUGCUGUCACCCAGCCUGCGCCAUCGGCUACAAUGAGUGCCAAAUCGGCCCUCAACAAGGCGAUCUUUAUUCCCAAUGAUGAGAGGCUCCUCUCAGCCGCGCAGGUGAAGAGGAGGACGAAGAAGAAGAUCCCGUUUUUAGCUACCGGAGGCCCCGGUGACUACACCACAUUCAUUUGCUUAUCAGUGACCAAUAAGAAACCAGCACAGGCUUUUCUUACAAAAGUGAAGCAGUUUGAAGGCUCCUCGUCUUUCGUCAGAAGAUCACAGUGGCCCAUCAGUCAGCUGCGGCAGGUCAACGGCAUCGACGCCACCCGAGAUUGCCCAGAGUUUGAUUUGGUAUUUGAGAAUGGAUCUGACCAGUGGAUUGCAGGUUCAGCUGGAGAGAAGUGUGUGUUUGUCCAGGUCCUACAUCACACAUGUCAGCGCUUUACCCCCGAAAGAAAACCAGAGUUCAUCAACUGCCACUCCAAACUGCUGGGAGGUAACAGUAUCCUGCAUGAGGCGGCAGACAGUGUAAGCAGCGCGGUGCAGAAGGCCAGUCAGGCGCUGAACGAGCGCGGCGAGAGACUGGGACGUGUGGAGGAGAAGACGGGUGAGAUGAUGAACAGCGCCCAGCAUUUUGCCGACACUGCACACAAGCUUGCCAUGAAGCACAAGUGUUAAGCCUUGGCCACCUCUGCCAUAUUUUUGGAGAAUCUGGUACCAGUUCUUCACCCCUGCUCAACCUCUGCUAUCAGAGAGCAUUACGGGACGUGCAUGAAGUAUCACAUGAAAGACAUUGUGUAUCAACAUGGCUUAGGCCUUGAAAAGAUCAUUCCUCCUUGACACAUGAAUGAAUUUUUGAUUAUUGCAAGCUUAAACAAAGCCUUAUUCCAGUCUCCUCACUCUUUAACAGACCUUUAUUAUAAUUUUAAAAGAUUCUUCUAAAAGUUGUACAGUAAAAUAGUUCCAAGGUUCAAAUGCCUGCUGAUAUAUGAUAUUCCUUCAAGGUUGUUUUAACUUAAUGAUUGUUAAAUAAGUGCCAUCAUAGAAGAAUUUUAGUGAAAUUACUAGAAAUAUAUUUUUUUGCAAAAAUCCAUCUAAGAAUUUGUAAAAGUAUCUCUAAACUUCUCUAAACAUCAUUUGUUUCAUCGUAUGUCACCAAAUGCAAAAAAAAAAACUUUUUUUUUUUUUACUAAAAGUCUAAAAUUUUAUUGGCACAGUGAUUGACUUUUUAAAUAAUGUAGUUUAUCUUAAGUUUUACUGAUGUGUUAAAAUAUCAACAGAACUGCCCUGAGAAAAGACAAGAUUCACAUGCUGCACUAUCACACCAUCACGUGUUACACUGCAGUUCAGGAAAGGUUGUGCCUUAACUGGAUGUGUGGGACGUCUAAGUUCACGUGCAAUGAAAGAAUGACAGGAGAUCUGAUCCAUUCAGCAGCGGGCCAGUCAAAGAAAAUAUAGGGCAGCUUUUGUUAAACUAGUCUACAAGUGUAGCUUUACAGUCAUUUUAAUUCCACUAAUUUCUGCUAACAUCUCUUCAACAGUUGGAUAGCUGUGAUUUUAUUUCUUAAAUUUCCCAUACAGCACACACUACAGAUCUGGAACCAGCCAGCUACUAUAGAAACAUACACUCAUGCUACAAAACUGUAAACUUACAAUGAUGGUGUUUUGUCUACUAGGGAAUACUGCAGGUCUCUGAGGAGCGUGAAAAGUUAGCUGCUUUUUCAGUUUGUUUUUUGUUUUUCUUUUUUUUUUUUCCCAUUGCAUUUGAAGUUGUCUUUUGGCUUUUUCUAAGCAUAUUUGGUGUAACAUGAAUGUUUACACAUAACUAACAAUGUAUUGAAGUAAUUUAAAGUAUUAGCAUUUUUACAAUUAGUCACGGCCUGGAUUAGCUGACUGGCCAAUUAUUAUCCGAAGCAUUUUAAACAGGUUUCCUCUGACAAAAAAAAAGCAUAUGGUAUAUACUUCUGUUAUAUUUUACAAUGUGUUCUUAUUUUUUAGAUUAUGAGAAAGUGACCAAAGUCUGUACAGUGCUUUUAUGUUUUGCAUUUAAUGCAAGGUUGAAAUCGUCCAUAAUGAUUCAUAAUUAAUAAACAGUGCAUAAUCAUA